GGUUGGGAGGGCCCACAAGGCGCACGCGCGGCCAUUGUCAUCAGCCCGCCCCGGCGGGACCACGAGUGCACAUGCGCAGUGCGCGGCCUGUCCGCCUCUCUGCGCUGUCAAUAAAGUUAUAGCGAACAAGCCCUCCUUUCCCCCGGCAAGAUGGCGGAGUACGACUUGACUACUCGCAUCGCGCAUUUUCUGGAUCGACACCUGGUCUUUCCGCUUCUUGAGUUUCUCUCUGUGAAAGAGAUUUAUAAUGAGAAAGAAUUAUUACAAGGAAAAUUGGAUCUUCUUAGUGAUACCAAUAUGGUGGACUUUGCUAUGGAUGUUUACAAAAACCUUUAUUCCGAUGAUAUUCCCCAUGCUCUGAGAGAAAAAAGAACCACAGUUGUUGCACAGCUGAAACAACUCCAGGCAGAAACAGAGCCAAUUGUGAAGAUGUUUGAAGAUCCAGAAACUACAAGGCAGAUGCAGUCAACCAGGGAUGGCCGGAUGUUGUUUGACUACCUGGCAGACAAGCAUGGGUUUAGGCAGGAGUACUUAGAUACGCUCUACAGAUACGCAAAAUUCCAAUAUGAGUGUGGAAAUUACUCUGGAGCAGCAGAGUAUCUUUACUUCUUUAGAGUUUUGGUUCCAGCAACAGAUAGAAAUGCUUUAAGUUCACUCUGGGGAAAACUGGCCUCUGAAAUAUUAAUGCAGAAUUGGGAUGCAGCCAUGGAAGACCUUACUCGAUUAAAAGAGACCAUAGACAAUAAUUCUGUGAGUUCUCCACUCCAGUCUCUUCAACAGCGAACAUGGCUCAUUCACUGGUCUCUGUUUGUUUUUUUCAACCAUCCAAAAGGCCGUGAUAAUAUUAUUGAUCUCUUCCUUUACCAACCACAGUACCUUAAUGCAAUUCAGACAAUGUGUCCACAUAUUCUCCGCUAUUUGACCACUGCCGUCAUAACCAACAAAGAUGUGCGGAAACGCCGGCAGGUGCUGAAAGACCUAGUGAAAGUUAUUCAACAGGAGUCUUACACAUAUAAAGACCCAAUUACAGAAUUUGUUGAAUGCCUAUAUGUUAACUUUGAUUUUGAUGGAGCUCAGAAAAAGCUAAGAGAAUGUGAAUCAGUGCUUGUGAAUGACUUCUUCCUGGUAGCAUGUCUUGAGGACUUCAUUGAGAAUGCCCGUCUCUUCAUAUUUGAGACUUUCUGUCGUAUCCACCAGUGUAUCAGCAUUAAUAUGCUAGCAGAUAAACUGAAUAUGACUCCAGAAGAAGCUGAAAGAUGGAUUGUGAAUUUGAUUAGAAAUGCGAGGUUGGAUGCCAAGAUUGAUUCUAAACUAGGUCAUGUGGUAAUGGGCAACAAUGCAGUCUCACCCUACCAGCAAGUGAUUGAAAAGACUAAAAGUCUUUCUUUUAGAAGCCAAAUGUUGGCCAUGAAUAUCGAAAAGAAACUUAAUCAGAACAGUAGAUCAGAGGUAAGAAGUAGACAUUGUCUGUUCUGUCUGGGAUUUAGCAAUAAUGUAACUACUAUUAUUACAUGAACUUUGGGAACAUCAUUAUUAGCAUUACUUUUAUAUUUCUGUUUAUGUUUACAGUGUUCAAAAAUUACUAAAUUGAAACUAAGUUUGUUUUAGAUAUACUCAGUAGCAAAGAAAAUAAAGUAUAUUCUUAUUUAUAGCUGGGUUUCUUUUUACUUUUGUGACUUUAUUAACUCACUUGCUCAGGCUCUCGACACAUUUUGAUUCUGAUAGAUAACUUUAUAUGUGCUUGAAAUGUGUGUUUUCUUUCUAAGUCUAAAGAAUUAGUCAUAUAAAAAGUACUUUUUUCUUGCUGAGCAUACAUCAAUUUUAAUUUUAUCUUUUAUCUGUUGUUUAUAAGUGUCCAACACUAUGCCCUUCCUUUUUAGUAGAUGUUCCUCAUCUUUGAUGUUGGAAAAAACUUGAACCUUGUAACCUCAAAGUUCCAUGUUUUCUUUAAUUCUCCUUAGACACUAACUACAUAGAACUGAGAGUAGAAAGGAGUUGGUAACUGGAGUACCGAAGGACUCCAUUGAAUUAAGGUUUGAAAAAUAGGUUAAAUUAAAUGGAAUUUCAAUUAUAUUUUUCCAAGUCUAGUAGAGCUGAGCCUUGAAAGUAUCAUGUGAGUGUGCCUUUUUUUCUAUAUAUUCAGAAUAAAUUUAUUAUCUUUCCCAUGUUUAUUGAUUAUUGUUAUGGUUUAUCACUCUCCAAAAGCUAUCAAUGAUAAGAUGCUUGUACCACUUCCUUUUCUGUUAGUGUUUUCAGAUUUCAUCUCAUCUUGAUUUCUUUCUGCAUGUGUUUUAGGCUCCCAACUGGGCAACCCAAGAUUCUGGCUUCUAUUAAAGGAUUAUAAAGAAGAAAAAGGAAUCAGUGGAAGACACAGUAACCAUUAUGUAUAAAAGACGACAUACAUUUUUAGAAGCAAUUAACAUGUUUGCUAAAAAUUUUGGAAAUUUGAAUAAAAUUGGCUAUGAUUCA
This is a messenger RNA of Rattus norvegicus (Norway rat), 2469 nucleotides long. The record is from RefSeq and is a predicted model, not a curated record. NCBI's taxonomy places the organism in Eukaryota, Metazoa, Chordata, Mammalia, Rodentia, Muridae.